Bursaphelenchus xylophilus (pine wood nematode) is the source of this 344-nucleotide messenger RNA. The record is from the annotation of a GenBank genome assembly. NCBI's taxonomy places the organism in Eukaryota, Metazoa, Nematoda, Chromadorea, Rhabditida, Aphelenchoididae.
AUGGCCGGUAUCACAGCGCAGAAUGUUCCAUUGCUAAAUGAAUCUGAUUCUGACAGUGAUGUGGAGACAGGUAGACUUCCAACUUAUGCGCAGGCCGAAACCGGUGCUGGGCUUAAGUUCUUGAUGGGAAAUAAUAGCCAACCUCGGGAUGGAAAAGAAGCGGUUGCCUUAACUGAUGUAAACAUUCGAAUGGGUAAGGUUCUUGUUCAUUUAUCGUACUUUGUUGUUUAGGAUUUUUAAGGAAGGUUCUGGGCAUCUUGAGUUUCCAAUUUGUGGUCACUGUCGUCCUAUGCGGCGCUGUUUAUCUGACUCCAACUGUUCGAGGAUUUGUGCAACAUCAGUAA